GGCCAGCGCGGCACAGACCGGCUGCAUCCGGCGCCUCGACCCUGCGCGCUCCAGGACGACGCGGAGUCCAGCCCCGGCCCGAGCGGCAGCGCGCGCCUAAGGAGGGGUGUACACACCCCAAGGACCCAGACGUGUGGCCCCUGCCAAAUGUGGGGGGCGACUGUCCGGAGCCAUGCCCCCUGCCCAGCCUCGCUGUACCCACCUGCUGCUGUUGCUGUUGCUGUCCUGCCAGCCACAGGCCCCCUCAGCCCAGGUGAUGGACUUUCUAUUUGAGAAGUGGAAACUCUAUGGUGACCAGUGCCACCACAACCUGAGCCUGCUGCCCCCACCCACUGAGCUGGUCUGUAAUAGAACCUUUGACAAGUAUUCCUGCUGGCCUGACACCCUGCCCAAUACCACGGCCAACAUCUCCUGUCCCUGGUACCUACCUUGGUACCACAAAGUGCAGCACCGCCUGGUGUUCAAGAGGUGUGGGCCUGAUGGGAAGUGGGUGCGAGGGCCACAGGGGCAGCCGUGGCGCAACGCCUCCCAGUGUCAGAUGGACGAUGAGGAGAUCGAGGUCCAGAAGGAUGUGGCCAAGAUGUACAACAGCUACCAGUUGAUGUACACAGUGGGCUACGGUCUGUCCCUGGGGGCCCUGCUCCUGGCCCUGGUCAUCCUGCUGGGCCUCAGGAAGCUGCACUGCACCCGUAACUACAUCCAUGGGAACCUGUUCACGUCCUUUGUGCUCAAGGCUGGCUCUGUGCUGGUCAUUGACCAGCUGUUGAAGACUCGCUAUAGCCAAAAGAUUGGAGAUGACCUCAGUGUCAGCAUCUGGCUUGGCGAUGGGGCGGUGGCCGGCUGCCGGGUGGCUGCGGUGAUCAUGCAGUAUGGCAUUGUGGCCAACUAUUGCUGGUUGCUGGUGGAGGGUGUAUACCUGUACAGUCUGCUGAGCCUCGCCACCUUCCCGGAGAGGAGCUUCUUUGCCCUUUACCUGAGCAUUGGCUGGGGUGCACCCCUGCUGUUUGUCAUCCCCUGGGUGGUGGUCAAGUGUCUAUUUGAGAAUGUGCAGUGCUGGACAAGCAACGACAACAUGGGCUUCUGGUGGAUCCUGCGUGUCCCCGUCUUCCUGGCCAUCCUGAUCAAUUUUUUCAUCUUUGUCCGUAUCAUUCGCCUUCUUGUGACCAAGCUGCGUGCCCACCAGAUGCACUACGCUGACUACAAGUUCCGGCUAGCCAGGUCCACGCUGACUCUCAUCCCACUGCUGGGGGUCCAUGAGGUGGUCUUUGCCUUUGUGACUGAUGAGCACGCCCAGGGCACCCUGCGCUCUGCCAAGCUCUUUUUCGACCUCUUCCUUAGCUCCUUCCAGGGUCUGCUGGUGGCUGUCCUCUACUGUUUCCUCAACAAGGAGGUACAAGCCGAGCUACUGCGGCGUUGGAGUCUCUGGCGUGAAGGCAAAGCCCUUCGGGAGGAGCAGCUGGCCAGCAGCCAAGGCAGCCACAAUGCGCCAGCAGGGGCCAGCCGCGGUGCUCCCUGUGAGAAACUGCAGUUUGUAAGCAUGGGCAGCAGCAAUGGGACUGGCCAUGACCCUUCUGCAGAGACCUUCUUGGCCAGUAGCCUCCCAGACUAAGAGCUUCACCUGAGGAGCCCCUGGAGCCCUGACUGGCCGGUCUCAAAAAGGAGGACAACCUCCUCCCAGGACAACCCAGAACCAGAUGCCUGGCCAAGGCUGGAAAGACAGAGCAACCAGACAUCAGCUCACUGUCCACACCUCCCCCAACCUGUCAAAACCCCAGGACAAGUCACAUCAAUGGAGUGGGGGUUGGGUACGAUGGGGAGCUGAGUUGUGAAUUGUGGACUUGUGUGUCAGUGUGUCCCACGCACAUAGAUGUAUGUCCUUCAAUAAAAAGCCCAAUAGUG
This is a messenger RNA of Nannospalax galili (Upper Galilee mountains blind mole rat), 1899 nucleotides long. RefSeq names its product glucagon receptor (gene Gcgr). NCBI's taxonomy places the organism in Eukaryota, Metazoa, Chordata, Mammalia, Rodentia, Spalacidae. The record is from RefSeq and is a predicted model, not a curated record. Bases 173 to 1609 code for a protein of 478 amino acids. Gene Ontology annotation, molecular function: glucagon receptor activity; peptide hormone binding. The transcript is spliced from 14 exons. Gene Ontology annotation, biological process: cell surface receptor signaling pathway; adenylate cyclase-activating G protein-coupled receptor signaling pathway. Gene Ontology annotation, cellular component: plasma membrane.